AUGUUGACAGACGCAGAAACUACUGAUAGAGACAACCUGGCAGACCAUCUAGACCGAUUGGACAUUGAAGAUGAAGUCUGCCUAGAGUCUCAGCUGAUACGCAGUAACACAGAGGAGUCUAUGGAUAACGAUGAUGAGAGCGACGAUGUGGGGAGAAUCUCAUACUACACGGGAUGUCAUAUCUAUCUUGCGAGACGCGAGGUCGUCCUCGAAACAGAUGAACCAGGCAUCGAGAAUUCUCAAAGCGUUUUCCUAGCACACGGGGAUAAUGAGAUUCUGCAGCUUGAUAAGCUUCCCUCCAUGGUCAACGAAUAUGAUCUUAUACGAGAACACGCCAUCGAGAUCAUCAGGGCAACAGAACCGAUGACAGCGGAGCGGUCUAUACGGUUCGGAUACCUCAGCGAUCAGGCAAUAGAUCUUUCCGAACUUCAGGAGAGAUGCUAUAAAGCAGUUCAGGCAGCUUUCAUGGCUGCCGCCUCUGCCUGCGAAGACCCCGCGGAUCAUGAAGAGGACACUGGCUUAGAUGUGCAGAACCUAAACUCAAAGGAGACUUUGGUACCGGAAGAAGGAGCAGAGACCAAAAAUAAGCCAGAUCAAGCCUCUUAUUGCUGCUUCAUAGCCCUUAACAUGGCCGCGCGUGUGCUAGACGCUUCGACAGUAAUGCAAAUGGCUCACAAGGUCUCUAGUGGUGCCAAUUUGGAUGAUCUUAUCUUCAACAUCGAGAUAUUUAAGCCACUGACCCAAAGCGAGCCAUGGGAAGCUGAUGUGCCAGAUAAGCCGGGGUACCAUAAUGUGUAUGCGCUACUGGGGUGUCUCAUGGCUACAGCAUAUGUCAACCAGUCCUUCGCUAUGGAGACCUUCUAUCUCGACCGAGCGAUCAGCAACCUCGAUAUCGCAGUCCUGAAGAUGCCAAGAACCCCUUUCAAGGAGUUUCACCAUUAUUUGCAAACCGUGCGGAAAGAUGUACAGCGCUUACAGGCUUUCUUCCAACGCAUUGAGAUGGAAGAUGACCCGUCGAUUGACACCGUUAUCUGCGCUGUCUGCCUAGAUAUAAUGCCUGUUAUUGGGUUCCAUGAUACCAAUUAUCCUUAUCACAAUAUGGACUUUGCGGACGCUACCGCCUCAAUGUACCCACUUUUCAAUAUGUCGUGGCAGAACAUCCAGGAAAUGAACUACAGCAAUCGCUCUAUCGGUCAGCGUUGGUUCGAAGAGUCCGAUGAUCUCCUGGCUGAUUACUUGUGGGGUCGAGACGGAGCUCUAAGGAUGGAGCUAAUUGCUCGCUAUGCUUACAUGGAAGAGAAGUUCUAUGCCACCUAUGAACUAUACUGCUUACCAGGAAUUGACCCUCCUUGGAAAGUGAUUGGAGCGGGAACACAUGUUCAGCAUGAUGUUACCUCGCCGGAAACCUGGGAUAUGAUACGAGGCUGGAUCCGAGAUUGUGUCAAUGAACACGAUGACUGCAAAGUGGAGAGCGAGGAUCGGCCCUUUCCGAGCCGUCUCGUCUCUUUUGGAGAUAAAGACAUAGAGCCUCAUCUGUUUAUACCCAGCCCCGACGACCGCGGCCGAUACAUUGCUCUCAGCCACUGCUGGGGUGAUGCUAUGCCUCUUAAGACCACCAAAGCUAGCUUCACUGAGUUUUGCCACAGCAUCGACUUCACCCGGUUUCCAAAGACAUUCCAAGAGGCGAUCAUUGUUUGUCGGAGACUGAAAAUUGAGUACCUAUGGAUAGACUCACUCUGCAUCAUCCAAGAUGAUGAGCACGAUUGGGCCGUUGAGUCUCCCAAGAUGUGCGAUGUUUAUCAGAAUGCGUAUCUCACUAUCGCUGCCGCCGGAGCACAUGAUAGUAGCGAAGGGCUCUUUCACCCACGGCCUUUCAGCCUUCGAAAGUCAUUCCCAACUGUCUCAAAGAAUGACGAAAAGGUUGAAGAGGUUGAGGUCUUCGCCAGGCCGUGGGAUUCGCAGUGCCAUUGGCAGGACAGCAUCGGCGAUGGUCCAUGGUGCCGUGAACCAAACCCGCUUGAGAAGAGAGCAUGGACUUUACAAGAGCAUGUGCUAUCCCGCAGAAUCCUCCGGUUUACCGCUCACGAGCUAGUCUGGCAUUGUCGUACGGCUCGCCUCUGCGAGUGUCGUCCCGGAUCGCAAGCACACAAAGAGUCGCUCAGGCUCAUCAACCUAGAAGCCUUGAUAUCAGGGAAAGACCCUAUACAUGCCCCGCGGAUCCUGGAGCCUUUCAUUGUCUGGCUGGAUAUAAUCGGUCCAUUCACCAGCCGUGCCAUCACCCGCGAGACAGAUCGGCUUCCUGCUAUCUCGGGCGUGGCUGCUGCACUCGCUCCUUUUAUCAAGACACAGUAUAUCUCCGGUAUUUGGAAGGAUGAACUUGAAACGAGCAUUUGCUGGCAUGUGGGAAAGGGGCCGACUUCGAGACACGAAGCAUACUACGCGCCGACGUGGUCCUGGGCCUCUGUCAUAGGACCUAUGCUUAUUCACGACCUCUAUCACCUAUGCCCAUUGCCGCAGACAAAAGUAGUUGACGUACAUCAUAUGCUAGCGACCCCAAACCCUUAUGGUAGUGUUUCUUCUGCAACGUUGACCGUCAGUGGCAUUCUGUUCGAUGUAUCGGUCUCGAAGCUAGAUCCCAGCCCCGAUGAUGGGACGCCUUUUCGGAUGCAUCCCCUCAAUAACUCACUUCUAGAGACAGAUAUGAACCUAUCAAUGGAAUGUGUAGCAUUUCCGGAUAUCUUGACGGCAUCGGAAGAUGCUCCCGAACUGGUAAUCGGAGAUACUAUCCGCUUUCUGUUUCUUGGGUGCAAGAUGUACUCUCAAGGAAUUCGAAGAGUCAAAUGCGAUGAGAAAAAACCCGCUUGUCAUCGCUGCACAAGCACUGGUCGGAAAUGUGACGGCUACGCGCUUAUGCAGAAGAUCAACCCGCGAGAUGUGGCGCAAGGUCGGAUGCUAUUGCCGCGCGUCGCUACUGUCAAUUCGCAAUCUUUACUGCCGCUUGAGGAGCGGAGGGCGCUUGGGUACUUCCACAGUGUUAUCUCACCGCGGCUGUCGAGCGCUAGGGAUGGCUACUUCUGGACCCAUCUUGUGAUGCAGCUCAGCGAGUCGGAGGCUGUUGUGAAACAUACCAUCUUAUCGAUAAGCUCGUUGUUUGAGUCUUCUGAGGGGAAGAGUGUCGCGCCGUAUACGGAGAGAUUCGCGUUGCAGCAUUAUACACAGGCUAUUCAGCGUCUCAAGACGAUUCACAGUGAGCCUUUGGUAUUGCUUGUGUGUAUCUUGUUUAUCUGCGUCGAGUACCUUCUUGCGAAUAACAAGAUUGCACUACAGCAUUGUCAACAUGGCCUUGCGAUCAUGGAAAAGUGCAGCAAUCCUUGGGCGCGACGGUAUUUGAUGCCUGUCUUUAGACGUAUGACCGCCGUGCCCAUGCUUUUCGGUCCUGAGGACAUUGAGAGCGAGAGCAUGCCAGCCUUGACAUAUAUGAUACCGACCAAGUUUUAUUGCAUGGAAGACGCGCAAUACAUGAUGGACGAUAUCUUCAACCGAGUGGUGCGACUCUGCCACAUGAGACAUCGCGGAGUCAUCUUCGAUAUGACAGAAGAGUACAACACAGUCGGCACUCAUCUUCAAACCUGGCAAACGUUAUUCGAAAAGCUUCAAGUCGAUACGAUAUCUCUACUAUACCAAGCUCAAGAGAGAUCAUUGUUUAUGCGACUCAAACUCUCUUAUCUGGAGUUAAGUGCCGACUUCCGAUACGAGGAGCACAUGGGGACAUUUCGCCAGGUGCUCCAACUAGCGAGCUGGCAAAGUGAAAGGUCCACUAAGCAGUCUAGCUUCGAACUUGCUUAUACCCCCAUGCUCUUCUUUACGAUAAUGAAGUGCCCUGAUUUAGUCUCUCUUUUCGACAUGAAGUUCUUCACUCUUACCUUUCUCGCCAUGAUCUCAGGCGCAGUGGCACUGCCUGUUGCCGCCCCUGAUAGCGGACAUAUUAGCUACGAAGGACUGAAGGCUCCUCCCAAAGCUGCGAACCAAGCUGAUAACGGAUAUACCCGUGGCUGUAACCCGUACUUCCAAUGCCGUGGAGGCAAAUAG
This is a messenger RNA of Fusarium tjaetaba, 4089 nucleotides long. Its product is annotated as flavin-containing protein. The transcript is spliced from 5 exons. The coding region runs from base 1 to 4089 and encodes 1362 amino acids. Lineage: Eukaryota; Fungi; Ascomycota; Sordariomycetes; Hypocreales; Nectriaceae. Gene Ontology annotation, biological process: regulation of DNA-templated transcription. The record is from RefSeq and is a predicted model, not a curated record. Gene Ontology annotation, molecular function: zinc ion binding; DNA-binding transcription factor activity, RNA polymerase II-specific.